Molecule: messenger RNA, 686 nt
Organism: Triticum aestivum (bread wheat)
Lineage: Eukaryota; Viridiplantae; Streptophyta; Magnoliopsida; Poales; Poaceae
Exons: 3
Coding region: 57-686 (209 amino acids)
Source: RefSeq, a predicted model, not a curated record
GCAGUCACUAUCUCGGACGACGGACCAAAAAAGGAAGUCGUGAAGUUGUUAGAGAAAUGAAGAUUACCGUGAUCGUCUUGUCCGUCGUGGUAGCAUUGUUUGGGGUCGCAAGUGCCGUCCUGGGGUUCAUCGCCGAGGGCACCAAGCUCACGCGGAAUGACAUUGAGGUGUACAGCAACGAGUGCGUGUACCCUGACAACCCGGCAUACGCGCUGGGGUUACUGGCGGCCCUCCUGCUACUGUUGGCCCAGAUCACCGUCUCGGCCGUCGGCGGUUGCUGCGGCCGCUGCAUGCCUCGGGGCGGCGGCUUCUCCAGGUCCAAGGCCGUUGCCAAGUCCAAGCGGGCCAUUGGUGCCGCCCUCUGCGUCCUUUCAUGGAUAACGGCGUUGAUCGCGGAGCGGUUCUUCUUGGUAGGCGCGGCGGCGAACAUCCCCAUGACGCGCCAAACUAGCCAGGGUCGGGGGUGUCACUCCAUCAAGGACGGCGUCUUCAUGAUGGGGGCCAUUCUGAGCAUCGUCGCCACCGUGCUGGGGAUCAUAUCUUACAUCAUGCUUUACGCGGCGGCGGCUGGUGCUACUACUACCAUGGGGGCCGUGGCGGGGCCGUCGUUGGCAGGCGAGAUCAGACUUGACGAGAUCGCGAUCGGCCACCCUGUUGCCGCACAACAACACGGACAAGCUGUGUAG